AUGGCACGAGAGAUUGGAAACGUCAGAUAUGAUGAGGAGUUUGUAUUGAAUUCUCGAGGAUUGAAGCUUUUCACGUGCAAAUGGCUUCCCAUGAAUCAAGACCCAAAAGCCUUGAUCUUUAUUUGCCAUGGUUAUGCCAUGGAAUGCAGCAUCACCAUGAACAGCACGGCGAUUCGGCUUGCGAAGGCAGGUUUUGCAGUUUAUGGUUUAGAUUAUGAAGGCCAUGGAAAAUCAGCUGGUUUACAAGGCUAUGUGGAAAACAUGGAUUAUGUCAUCGAUGAUUGCUCUAGUCAUUUUACAAGCAUAUGCGAGAUGCAAGAAAACAAGGGGAAGAUGAGAUAUUUGUUAGGAGAGUCCAUGGGAGGAGCAGUUGCUUUGCUCUUACACAGAAAGAAACCAGAUUUUUGGGAUGGUGCAGUCUUGGUGGCACCCAUGUGUAAGAUUGCAGAUGAUGUGAGGCCACCUCAAUUGGUAAUUACAAUUCUAAGAAAGCUUUGCAGUAUCAUUCCAACUUGGAAAAUAAUCCCAACCAAGGAUAUCGUCGAUGUUGCCUUUAAAGUACCUGACGUAAGACAACAGAUUAGAGAAAACCCAUAUUGCUACAAAGGGAAACCUCGCUUGAAGACCGGGCAUGAACUUCUAAGAAUUAGCAUGGAUCUUGAGCAGAGGCUUCAAGAAGUGUCAUUGCCAUUUUUAGUUCUGCACGGUGAAGCAGAUAAAGUGACGGAUAAAACUGUGAGCGAGCAACUCUUCAAAGUGGCUUCAAGUUCAGACAAGACCAUUAAGUUGUAUCCUGAGAUGUGGCACGGUCUACUUUAUGGAGAACCAGUAGAAAACAGUGACAAAGUUUUUGAAGACAUUAUCGAUUGGUUAGACAACAGAUCUCGUUUUGGAAAUACCAGAUUGGAGAGGGAGCAAAAGCAUAUGCAUGAUGAGUUUUCCAAGUCUAAAUAA
Dovyalis caffra is the source of this 954-nucleotide messenger RNA. The record is from the annotation of a GenBank genome assembly. Lineage: Eukaryota; Viridiplantae; Streptophyta; Magnoliopsida; Malpighiales; Salicaceae.